Chaetura pelagica (chimney swift) is the source of this 5712-nucleotide messenger RNA. Its product is annotated as myosin-3-like. The transcript has 36 exons. The record is from RefSeq and is a predicted model, not a curated record. Bases 1 to 5592 code for a protein of 1863 amino acids. Gene Ontology annotation, molecular function: ATP binding; actin filament binding; cytoskeletal motor activity. Gene Ontology annotation, cellular component: myosin complex. NCBI's taxonomy places the organism in Eukaryota, Metazoa, Chordata, Aves, Apodiformes, Apodidae.
AUGUCAACAGAUGCUGAGAUGGCCAUCUUUGGGGAGGCAGCUCCUUACCUCCGGAAGUCAGAGAAGGAGAGAAUCGAGGCCCAGAACAAGCCUUUUGAUGCCAAGUCAUCUGUCUUUGUGGUACAUGCAAAGCAAUCCUAUGUGAAAAGCACAGUCCAAAGCAGGGAAGCAGGGAAGGUCACUGUGAAGACCGAAGGUGGAGAAACUCUUACCGUCAAAGACGAUCAGGUCUUCUCCAUGAACCCCCCCAAGUAUGAUAAAAUCGAGGACAUGGCCAUGAUGACCCACCUCCAUGAACCCGCUGUGCUGUACAACCUCAAAGAGCGUUAUGCAGCCUGGAUGAUCUACACCUACUCGGUUCUCUUCUGUGUCACCGUCAACCCCUACAAGUGGCUGCCGGUGUACAACCCGGAGGUGGUGUUGGCCUACCGAGGCAAGAAGCGCCAGGAGGCCCCUCCACACAUCUUCUCCAUCUCUGACAACGCCUAUCAGUUCAUGCUGACUGAUCGCGAGAACCAGUCGAUCCUGAUCACCGGAGAAUCCGGUGCCGGGAAGACUGUGAACACCAAGCGUGUCAUCCAGUACUUUGCAACAAUUGCAGCCAGUGGGGACAAGAAGAAGGAGGAGCAGCAGCCAACGGGCAAAAUGCAGGGGACGCUUGAGGAUCAAAUCAUCAGCGCCAACCCGCUGCUGGAGGCCUUUGGGAACGCCAAGACCGUGAGGAACGACAACUCCUCACGCUUUGGCAAAUUCAUCAGAAUCCAUUUUGGUGCCACGGGGAAACUGGCGUCUGCUGACAUUGAAACCUAUCUGCUGGAGAAGUCCAGAGUCACUUUCCAGCUCAAGGCAGAAAGAAGCUACCACAUCUUUUACCAGAUCAUGUCCAACAAGAAGCCCGAGCUAAUUGAGAUGUUACUGAUCACCACCAACCCAUAUGACUAUCUUUAUGUGAGUCAAGGCGAGAUCACAGUUCCCAGCAUUAAUGACCAGGAGGAGCUGAUGGCCACAGAUAGUGCCAUUGACAUCCUGGGCUUCACUGCUGAUGAGAAAACAGCCAUCUACAAGCUGACAGGGGCUGUCAUGCACUAUGGCAACCUGAAGUUCAAGCAGAAGCAGCGUGAGGAGCAGGCAGAGCCUGAUGGCACAGAAGUGGCUGACAAGGCUGCCUACCUGAUGGGUCUGAACUCAGCAGACCUGCUCAAGGCUCUCUGCUACCCCCGAGUCAAGGUGGGGAAUGAAUAUGUGACCAAAGGCCAAACUGUGCAGCAGGUAUACAAUUCAGUGGGUGCUCUGGCAAAAUCUGUCUUUGAGAAGAUGUUCCUGUGGAUGGUUGUUCGUAUCAACCAACAGCUGGAUACCAAGCAGCCCAGACAGUACUUCAUUGGUGUCCUGGACAUUGCUGGCUUUGAGAUCUUUGAUUUCAACAGCCUGGAGCAGCUGUGCAUCAACUUCACCAACGAGAAACUGCAACAGUUCUUCAACCACCACAUGUUCGUGCUGGAGCAGGAGGAGUACAAGAAGGAGGGAAUUGAAUGGGAAUUCAUUGACUUUGGGAUGGACCUGGCUGCCUGCAUUGAGCUCAUUGAGAAGCCCAUGGGCAUCUUCUCCAUCCUGGAAGAGGAGUGCAUGUUCCCCAAGGCAACUGACACCUCUUUCAAGAACAAGCUCUAUGACCAACAUCUGGGCAAGUCCAACAACUUCCAGAAGCCCAAACCUGGAAAAGGCAAAGCUGAGGCCCACUUCUCCCUGGUGCACUAUGCUGGCACAGUGGACUACAACAUCGCUGGCUGGCUGGAGAAGAACAAGGAUCCCUUGAAUGAAACUGUUGUGGGGCUGUACCAGAAAUCAUCCCUGAAGACAUUGGCCUUACUCUUUGCCUCUGCCGGUGGAGCAGAAGCAGAGAGUGGUGGUGGUGGCAAGAAGGGUGCCAAGAAGAAGGGUUCUUCCUUCCAGACUGUCUCAGCUCUUUUCCGGGAAAAUUUAAACAAGCUGAUGAGCAACCUGCGAAGCACACAUCCCCAUUUCGUGAGAUGCCUUAUUCCUAAUGAAACAAAAACACCUGGUGCCAUGGAGCAUGAGCUGGUGCUGCAUCAGCUGCGGUGCAACGGAGUGCUGGAAGGGAUCAGAAUUUGCAGGAAAGGAUUCCCCAGCAGAAUCCUCUAUGCAGACUUUAAACAGAGGUACAAGGUGCUUAAUGCCAGUGCCAUCCCAGAGGGACAGUUCAUUGAUAGCAAGAAGGCUUCUGAGAAGCUUCUUGGGUCAAUUGAUGUGGAUCACACCCAGUACAAAUUUGGACACACCAAGGUGUUCUUCAAAGCUGGGCUGCUGGGGCUCCUGGAGGAGAUGAGGGAUGAGAAGCUGGCACAGCUCAUCACCCGCACACAGGCCAUGUGCAGGGGUUACCUGAUGAGAGUGGAGUUCAAGAAAAUGAUGGAGAGGAGAGAGUCCAUCUUCUGCAUCCAGUACAAUGUUAGGUCCUUCAUGAAUGUGAAGCACUGGCCCUGGAUGAAGCUGUUCUUCAAGAUCAAGCCCUUGCUGAAGAGUGCAGAGUCUGAGAAGGAGAUGGCCAACAUGAAGGAGGAGUUUGAGAAAACCAAGGAGGAGCUUGCAAAGUCUGAGGCCAAGAGGAAAGAGCUGGAGGAGAAAAUGGUUUCUUUGCUGCAGGAGAAAAAUGACCUGCAGCUCCAAGUGCAGGCUGAAGCUGAUGGUCUGGCUGAUGCUGAGGAAAGGUGUGACCAGCUCAUCAAAACCAAAAUCCAGCUGGAAGCCAAAAUUAAGGAGCUGACAGAGAGAGCAGAAGAUGAAGAAGAAAUUAAUGCUGAGCUGACAGCCAAGAAGAGGAAACUGGAGGAUGAAUGUUCAGAGCUGAAGAAAGAUAUUGAUGACCUUGAGCUAACACUGGCCAAGGUUGAGAAGGAAAAGCAUGCCACUGAAAACAAGGUGAAAAACCUCACAGAGGAGAUGGCAGCCCUGGACGAGACCAUUGCCAAGCUGACCAAAGAGAAGAAAGCCCUCCAAGAGGCCCAUCAGCAGACGCUGGAUGACCUGCAGGCAGAGGAGGACAAAGUCAACACUCCAGAAAGGCAGUUCAGCUGUUCUCUCAUGGCUGCUCAUCUCAAGGCUCGAAUUGAGGAACUGGAGGAGGAAAUUGAGGCCGAGCGCGCGAUCCGGGCGAAGACCGAGAAGCAGCGAGUUGACCUGUCCAGGGAGCUGGAGGAGAUCAGCGAGCGCCUGGAAGAAGCAGGAGGAGCUACUGCAGCUCAGAUUGAUAUGAAAAAGAAGCGGGAGGCAGAGGUCCCGAAGAUGCGCCGUGACCUGGAGGAGGCCACGCUGCAGCACGAAGCCACGGCUGCCGCCCUGCGCAAGAAGCACGCGGACAGCACAGCUGAGCUGGGGGAGCAGAUCGACAACCUGCAACGCGUGAAGCAGAAGCUGGAGAAGGAGAAGAGUGAGCUGAAGAUGGAGAUUGACGACCUGGCCAGUAACAUGGAGUCUGUCUCCAAGGCCAAGGCAAAUCUGGAGAAGAUGUGUCGCUCCCUAGAAGAUCAACUCAGUGAGAUCAAGACAAAGGAGGAGGAACAACAGCGCACAAUUAAUGACAUUAGUGCUCAGAGAGCUCGUCUACAAACAGAAUCUGGUGAAUACUCACGCCAGGUGGAGGAGAAGGAUGCACUGAUUUCUCAGCUGUCAAGAGGCAAGCAGGCUUUCACCCAGCAGAUUGAGGAACUCAAGAGGCACCUGGAGGAAGAGAUAAAGGCCAAGAACGCCCUGGCCCACGCCUUGCAGUCUGCUCGCCACGACUGUGACUUGCUCCGGGAACAGUAUGAGGAGGAGCAGGAAGCCAAGGGGGAGCUGCAGCGUGCCCUGUCCAAGGCCAACAGCGAAGUGGCCCAGUGGAGAACCAAAUACGAGACGGACGCGAUUCAGCGCACCGAGGAGCUGGAGGAGGCCAAGAAGAAGCUGGCACAGCGGCUGCAGGAUGCAGAGGAACACGUUGAAGCCGUCAAUGCCAAAUGUGCUUCCCUGGAAAAGACCAAGCAGAGGCUGCAGAAUGAAGUGGAGGACUUGAUGAUUGACGUGGAGCGCUCAAACGCUGCCUGUGCAGCUCUGGAUAAGAAGCAGAGGAACUUUGACAAGAUCCUGGCCGAGUGGAAGCAGAAGUAUGAGGAGACGCAGGCUGAGCUGGAAGCCUCCCAGAAGGAGUCUCGCUCUCUCAGCACCGAGCUGUUCAAGAUGAAGAAUGCCUAUGAGGAGUCCUUGGACCACCUGGAGACGCUCAAGCGCGAGAACAAGAACCUGCAGCAGGAGAUUUCCGACCUGACGGAGCAGAUUGCCGAGGGAGGAAAGGCGAUUCAUGAGCUGGAGAAAGUCAAGAAGCAGAUUGAGCAGGAGAAGUCUGAACUCCAGGCCUCCCUGGAGGAAGCUGAGGCCUCCCUGGAACAUGAAGAGGGGAAGAUCCUGCGCCUCCAGCUUGAGCUCAACCAAGUGAAGUCGGAGAUUGACAGGAAGGUGGCAGAGAAAGAUGAGGAGAUUGACCAGCUGAAGAGAAACCACCUCCGAGUUGUGGAGUCCUUGCAGAGCACCCUGGACGCUGAGAUCAGGAGCAGUAAUGAAGCCCUGAGGCUGAAGAAGAAGAUGGAGGGAGACCUGAAUGAAAUGGAGAUCCAGCUCAGCCACGCCAACCGUGUGGCUGCAGAGGCACAAAAGAACCUGAGGAACACACAGGGAGUGCUCAAGGAUACCCAGAUACAUUUGGAUGAUGCUCUCAGGUCGCAGGAGGACCUGAAGGAGCAGGUGGCCAUGGUGGAGCGUAGAGCAAACCUCUCACAGGCUGAAAUUGAGGAGCUACGUUCAGCACUAGAACAAACAGAGAGGUCUAGAAAGAUGGCUGAGCAGGAACUCAUGGACGCAAGUGAGCGUGUACAGCUUCUCCAUACUCAGAACACCAGCUUGAUCAACACCAAGAAGAAGCUGGAAACAGACAUUUCCCAAAUUCAGAGUGAAAUGGAGGAUACAAUCCAGGAAGCCCGCAAUGCUGAAGAGAAGGCCAAGAAGGCCAUCACUGAUGCAGCCAUGAUGGCAGAAGAGCUGAAGAAGGAGCAGGACACCAGUGCCCACCUGGAGAGGAUGAAGAAGAACCUGGACGUUACAGUGAAGGACCUGCAGCACCGUCUGGAUGAGGCUGAGCAGCUGGCCCUGAAGGGAGGCAAGAAGCAAAUCCAGAAGCUGGAGGCCAGGGUGCGGGAGCUGGAAGGGGAGGUUGAUGCUGAGCAGAAGCGCAGCGCUGAAGCCGUGAAGGGUGUGCGCAAGUACGAGAGGAGGGUGAAGGAGCUGACCUACCAGUCUGAGGAAGACAGGAAGAAUGUUCUCAGGCUCCAGGACCUGGUGGACAAGCUGCAAAUGAAAGUGAAAUCCUACAAGAGACAAGCUGAGGAGGCUGAGGAACUGUCCAACGUCAACCUCUCCAAGUUCCGCAAGAUCCAGCACGAGCUGGAGGAAGCCGAGGAGCGGGCUGACAUUGCAGAGUCACAGGUCAACAAGCUCCGGGCCAAGAGCCGUGAAAUCGGCAAGAAGGUGGAAAGUGAAGAGUAGAUGCCUCCAGUGAUGCCAAGUGAAAGAGAAUUGCACAAAAUGUGAAAUUCUGUCACUUGUUGAUUUCUUAAUCGCUGCUUCGUCCUUUCGUCGAUCUCUAGAUAAUGAAUGCCUAGAUAA